This is a messenger RNA of Archocentrus centrarchus (flier cichlid), 4346 nucleotides long. RefSeq names its product G protein-coupled receptor 146 (gene gpr146). Gene Ontology annotation, biological process: G protein-coupled receptor signaling pathway. NCBI's taxonomy places the organism in Eukaryota, Metazoa, Chordata, Actinopteri, Cichliformes, Cichlidae. The coding region runs from base 404 to 1405 and encodes 333 amino acids. The transcript has 2 exons. Gene Ontology annotation, cellular component: membrane. The record is from RefSeq and is a predicted model, not a curated record. Gene Ontology annotation, molecular function: G protein-coupled receptor activity.
UUUCACCUGAAAGUGGGAAUAAGUGAAUUUACACCGCUGGGGAUGACUAGGUGUGAGAGUGAGUAGUCGCAGUUGUGCCAACAAUAGCCGCAGAAAGGGGAGGAAUAAAUAAUGGUAAAGUCGUGACAGCUAUUCACGCUUUCAUCUGUCUGGUCAAGUGUAAUGACACGGCAGAAAAAUAAACACUCCCCUACUCCGGGAGUUGUUGUUUUCUUAGCUUUGAUCAGCUCGAGAAGUUCCACAAUUUCAGCAAAAGGGCUUGUAUUUGAAAAACAACACCUGACGAGGAGUUUUCUCACGGGAUCAGCUUGCUGAAGUGCAGGGGGAGAAAAGUUGUAGCAUUGUAAUCGGAGGCCUCUCAGUUGACCUGUUGAGAAUACUUGACCUGUGCCAGAGCCCAGCGAUGUGGAUCUGCAUGGUUUACAAUGAGACAGACACCAGUGUGGACUACCGGCUCUGCCAGGACUUUGGCCUCAUUCUGUCAAUUCUCUCCCUCAUCUACCUCCUGGUGUGCUUCCCACUGGGGCUGUGCUACAAUGUGCUGCUGGUCGUGGUGAACCUCUCCAACAAGGUGUCCAUGACCAUGCCCGACGUCUACUUUGUCAACAUGGCCAUUGCAGGUCUGGUGCUCAACCUGGUGGCGCCCGUGGAGCUCCUGAGCUCUACCUUCACCCGGUGGCAUGUGUGGCAGUACAGUGACGAGGUCUACAUCACCCUGCUCAUCCUUUUCAACAUCUCAUCCCUGGUUAUCAUGUAUUCCACCACGCUGCUCAGUCUGGACUACUACAUAGAGCGGGCGCUGCCUCGUACAUACAUGUCUAGUGUGUAUAACACCAAACAUGUGUGCGGGUUCAUCUGGGGUGGCGCAGUGCUCACAAGCUUCUCUUCACUGCUCUUCUAUGUGUGCAAUCACAUCUCCACCAAGAUGGUUGAGUGCUCCAAAAUGCAGAACAAGGAGGCAGCGGACUCGAUCAUGAUGUUCAUUGGCUACGUGGUGCCCGCUCUGGCUGUUCUUUAUGCUUUUGUGCUCAUUCUGCGCAUCAGGAAGGAAUCUACACCUCUGGAUCAGGACUCUGCUCGCUUGGAUCCUUCCAUACACAGGUUGCUGCUAGCCUCAGUCUGUGUGCAGUUUGUACUGUGGACUCCAUACUACAUGACCCUUUUGGUACAUACUAUAGCUGUUGCACCAGGUUACAUUAGCAGUGCACAUUACUUGCCUAUCUAUUAUUUCUUGAGAUGCGUAUCUAAACUGCUGGCUUUCUCCAGCAGCUUUGCAAUGCCUCUUAUGUACAGGCAGAUGAACAAAAACUUCUCCAACAAGCUCCAGCGGCUGCUCAGCAGGCUGCAUUGCAGAGACCAGUCCUGCCCUCGUGAACACUCAACAGUGCAGCAAGUGGUGACGUGAGACUUCCCCCCCAUUUUCCACCUCUUGGCUUAGCCAGCACUUAUCUCCCCUCUACAACACCAGUAUCUGACUGGGCUCACUCACUGCUCUGGACUGUUUUGAGAGCAACAUAGCUAACUCUGGAAUUUCCUGUCACCUUCCUGGAUUUGAUCUGAACCAUCCAGUUCUGCAGUGAGGGGACAAGCCAAAUAAAACCACUAAGUGCUGCUUUUGACUUUUUUUUUUUUUUGACUAAAUUUCUCCACCUAGAAACUCAGGCUUCUAGUUUACGGGUGGUAAAUUUGGCACAACCAUCCAAUAACUACCCAGGGCAGAGUUUCACAACAAAAUCCUUUGUUGGUGGGUGUGGUUUUUGUGCCUACAUUUCACCUCUAACACACAAGCAGAACCAAUAAGCUAUAAAAAUUUUACUAUCAAAUGCAGCCAAGUUUGUUUUUUUUCUUCACAGAACCCUCUCCACCCCUGCAAUGAUGGCGGCCGUAAGCGACCAGUGCUAAUGAACAGUGUGUGUGCCAGUGAAAAUCACUGUUUACCGCCCUCAAACUAGAAGCCUUGGCUCUUUCUUUUUAUUUGAUCCCAGUUUUCCUUCUACUUUAAUGUGUUGUGAUUAUCAGAUUAAAUAAUCUUCACAUUUUAAAAGUGGAGUACGAUAUUAAAUGGUAAAUGGACUAGCUCUUAUAUAGCGCUUUUCUACUCAGUCAGAGCACUCAAAGCGCUUACACAACAGCGCUUACAUACACAACACAACACACAUUAAGUGUGUCUUGGAUGAACACCAGUACUGCCCUGUGGCUAGAAGUAGGUACAGGUAUUAAGAUGUGUUCCCAUUUUAAUUUUAUAGAUUGUAUUCUGAGGUUUUGAUCCACUCAAACACACAAAGAGAUUAUUUUUACAUGUGCCAAGCUCCACUACAUAUAUAGGCAUCCACACCACUUUGAAAUCACACAGAACUAAAUGGAAUCCUCAUGUAAAGCUUGUAUUCAGGGUUCAGACAUAACCAGUAUACCUCUUGUGAUCUCUGCUGAAAUAACCUUACCUGUUAACCAGAAACAGUUCGAAAUCGACUCACUCUGCUGAGCUGACAGCCAGUGUUUUGCUAAGCUUUGUUCUAUUUAUGUGGGAAUUAUGCAUGCAGAGCAACACUUAUGGUCAGUGAAGUCCACACAUGGUCACAGAGAGGGCCCUGAGGAGGUGGCACGUACAGCCCACGAGUCUCACGAGUGGCUGUGAGGUUUUUGCGCACUGGCAGUAUCAAAAGCCUUCUUAAAAAUAUGAAAAGCUUAGUUGAGAAGCACCUGGAAGCAGUGUGUUUGACAUAGAAGAGACUGAACUGUAAAGCUGCUCAUAUGCAUUAAGGUAAUAUGCACAUUAUUAUCAAAGCUGCUUUGCUUCCUUGCCCACCACUUGGGAAGCAGCAAACAGAGCAAUCUGAUGGCGAUGAAUCCCAGUUAUGAGAUAAGAAAUAAAAGCUUGUUCUAGCAUUUGGUCUGCUGCUUCACUGCGUCAGUUUGCAUACUGAAUUAAAGGGCCAGUUUGUUCAUCAGCCUGUGAAACGAUACACCAGCGAGGUGGGGCAACAACUUGAAGUUAAAUGGAGGGGACACUCUUAAUUAAUCAUAUGUUUAUAUUCAAUUUUGAUUUACACCUUCAAACAUACAUUAACUCUGUUAAUGACCAGAACCUGAGCUGAGCUAAAAUGUUUGAAGCAUUUCAGUGAGUGUAAAAUGUGAAGGAAUGGCAGACAUACUAACAGGUUUGACAUUUUUUACUAUCAAGAUUGUAACAAAGACACGUACGCACACUCUCUACUUUUCCAAACAUUUCAUGUACUCCCCUUGUUACAUGCGUAUGCAUUCAGUCAGUGGGAAAUAUUUUAACCUAAAACUGUUUACAUUGUGUGCCGCUAUACGCUGCCCCACAAAAACCUUGAAUCAAAGUUUUUUGGCACAGUUAAACAUUAUUUGCACGCAGUUCAGUGUCCUAAUGUGAACUGAGCAUUUAGGAAUGAAGAGCAAACAGUUGCCUGAAUUUCUGGAAGUCGUUUUUUUUUUUUUUUUUAGAUGGUGGUUCACAUGAUAGUGUCAGAAAUUGCAAUUUUGAUUACACAUAUUUUUCAAAAAGCCUUAAUUAUAGGUUCAACUCUCAUAAAACUAUACUUAGCAUUGAAGUGAACAUUUGAGCAGACACCAGUUGUGUGUUUUUAUGCAGUUCAUCUGAUAUAUUCAUUUUAUGUAGGUUUUAUGAAAAGAUAUCAAAAACAGAGGGUGCUCAGCAUAAUUAAACGUGCUACUUUGAAAAUAAACCUUUUUAGAAGUUUCAAAUUUGAAUUUAAGACCUGAAGCUGCACCAAAUAAAAGAGAAUGACAAUCAUGUGGAGAUUGCGCUGAGAAUAGCUAAAUAACUGCACUACGUUGCUUCAAAAUCCUAUCGAGUUUUUCUGGAUUGCUUGAAAAUGAUGUGUGCAUGUGCCAUCUAACUUUGCCUGAUCAUUUUUUCAUAACCACUGCUGUAAUUUCACCCAUUACUGGUAAUGAUUAGCAAUCACUACAUGGACUGAUUGCAUGAUCUUCACGACUGGAAAAUAAAGCAUGAUCAAAGCUCAAAUCACACCUAACUGAGAUGACUGCUCGUGUCUGAGAUUGAUUUAUUAUUUCAGAGGGGGGGGGGGCAAAACCUCACAUCGGCGCAAAGAAACGGCCUCAAAGUUCUUGUGUGUUGAAUAUAUACAGAUGCAUUUUAGUUAUUUGAACAACCAAACCUCAAAUAUCCAGAUGAAUCCACACUCAGAUGUUAUGCUUUCGUGACUGUGUAUACAAGUGUAUAUGUAUAAUACAAAAUUAUUUGUAUAUAUUGUAUGUAAAAGAUUUGUAGGAUACCAUGCUCUUUGGAAAAAAUGCAGUAUUAUUUUCUGAGAGAUAUAUUUAGAUUCUGUAAGUACUCU